This is a messenger RNA of Aspergillus terreus NIH2624, 1494 nucleotides long. Its product is annotated as putative MFS transporter. Gene Ontology annotation, biological process: transmembrane transport. The record is from RefSeq and is a predicted model, not a curated record. Bases 1 to 1494 code for a protein of 497 amino acids. Gene Ontology annotation, molecular function: transmembrane transporter activity. Gene Ontology annotation, cellular component: membrane. The transcript has 3 exons. Lineage: Eukaryota; Fungi; Ascomycota; Eurotiomycetes; Eurotiales; Aspergillaceae.
AUGUCAACUUCAAAGCUGCCAGAACAGAUCGCGACGAAAUCCCCCUCGACUGCGGUCGAGGGGGAGGUCACCUCCGUCGACCUCGCCACCUUGAAUGCCUCCAUUGAUACUCGUGCUGAACGGUCGCUGGUCUGGAAAUUCGACCUUCGCAUUUUACCCGUACUAGCAAUCAUGUAUCUUUUCAACAGCCUGGACAAGUCGAACCUGGGAAAUGCGAAAACCGCCGGCCUAGAGGAUACGCUCAACCUCCAUGGAGACCAAUACAAUUUAAUUCUCAGCAUCUUCUUCAUCCCAUACGUCCUGACGGCCCCGUUUCUUGGAAUCCUGGGCAAGAUGUAUGGGCCGAACCUUGUCCUGCCGUGCAUGAUGCUCACAUUCGGCCUCUGUACUGUCCUGGUGGUCGCCGUCUUCAAUUUCAGCGGCCUGCUGGCCAUCAGAUGGUUCCUGGGAAUGUCGGAGAGCGCCUUCUUUCCUCUAGUGAUCUACUACUUGACGACUUUCUACCGUCGAGGCGAGCUCGCCAGACGCCUUGCGAUCUUCUACGCCGCCCAAAGCAUUGCAUCCGCCUUCUCAGGCCUUCUAUCCUUUGGAGUCUUCCGCAUCCAUACCGGCCCCCUCGCAUCGUGGCGCUAUCUCUUCCUUAUCGAAGGCUCCGCAACCGUCCUAUUCGGUGUGUUCGCGCUCUGGUAUCUACCGCGGUCAUCUUCCGAGGCAAGCUUCCUCUCUGACGAGGAGAAGACCCUCGCGUACCAUCGGAUGCAGCUAGACAGCUCGGCGGUCGUAAACGAGAAACUCAACAUCCGCGAGGCCCUCCGCGUUUUCAGGCACGGAACAAGCUGGGCGAUCCUUGGAAUCCAGGUCUGCCUGGGCGUACCUCUUCAAUCAGUGCAGCUGUUUCUGCCUGUGAUUAUCAAGAGAUUGGGCUACAACACUGUCAAGACGAAUCUGUACACUGUCGCUCCGAACGUCUCCGGGGCGGUGAUGCUUCUCAUCCUCGCAUUCUGCAGUGACUGGACGCGGUGGCGCUUCCCGUUUGUGGCGCUGGGAUUCCUUUUCACGUUCAUCGGCAUGGUCAUCUACGUGGCCAUCGACGUGGAACGCGAUAUCAACGUGGCGUAUUUCGCCUCGUUCAUGAUGACAUGGGGCACGUCUGCUCCGUCUGUGCUUCUCGACGUGUGGUACAACAAUAACAUCGCGAGCGAAGGAAAGCGCGUGGUGCUGACCAGCAUUGCGGUGCCGCUGGCCAACUUGAUGGGCUUGGUCAGCUCGAAUAUCUUCCGUUCGCAGGAUGCGCCAAAGUAUAUCCCAGCUCUGAUCACAACUGCAGCCUUUGGGGGCACGGGUAUCAUUCUAACCCUUGCUUUGGGCGGGUGGAUGAUCCUCGAUAAUGCGCGGAGAAACCGCCGACAGGGCGUUAACGUUAGAGCACUGGAUGUGCCGACGGAAAGGCUGAAGGAGGGCCCAGAGAGUCCAGAUUUUAGGUGGUUUUAUUAG